Fonsecaea erecta is the source of this 1476-nucleotide messenger RNA. RefSeq lists its product as hypothetical. Gene Ontology annotation, cellular component: membrane. The record is from RefSeq and is a predicted model, not a curated record. The transcript has 7 exons. NCBI's taxonomy places the organism in Eukaryota, Fungi, Ascomycota, Eurotiomycetes, Chaetothyriales, Herpotrichiellaceae. Gene Ontology annotation, molecular function: carbohydrate:proton symporter activity. Bases 1 to 1476 code for a protein of 491 amino acids. Gene Ontology annotation, biological process: carbohydrate transport; transmembrane transport.
AUGUCGGGUAUGCUUUUUGGGAUGGACACUGGCAUCAUCGGCGGUGUCAUCGUCCUCCCUGCUUUCACCAAGAAAUAUCACUUUGAUGGACUCAGCAAAAACGAAGCUGCAACACUGUCGGCUAACAUCGUCUCCUUCCUACAGCUUGGAUGCACCUUUGGCGCCUUGGUGGCGUAUCCUUUCGCCGACAGAUACGGGCGACGUGCUUCCUUGAUCGUCUCCGCCUUUAUCGGCCUCGUGGGGAUUGUAAUGCAAUUUGCAGCAUCGGGCUACCUUGGGUGCAUGUAUACAGCUCGGCUUAUUGCUGGAAUCGGGGCAGGCGCCUGUUCCAUGAUUGCUCCUUUAUACGUCUCAGAGAAUGCUCCUCGGGCUCUUCGCGGUGCACUCACUGGAACGUUUCAGUUCUUUAACACCUUUGGCGUCAUGCUUGCAUUCUGGAUUGACUACGGUGCCGAGCUUCAUCUUACCGGGUCUAGCUCUUACAUGGUGCCUCUUGCAACUCAGGGAAUACCAGCAAUCCUUCUGAUUGUUGGGAUGUUUUUCAUGAAUGAAUCCCCUCGCUUUCUUGCUAAGCGAGACGACUGGGAAAAGGCCAGAAAGGUGCUGUCUUUAGUGCGCAAUCUCCCUGAAGACCAUCCUUACCUACAGAACGAGUUUCGAGACAUCGCAAUCCAGCUUGAGCGUGAACGACUCCUGAUCAACGGUGCGGGGUGGCGUGCUCUGCAGCGCGAAAUGUGGACUAUUCCUGGCAACCGGAAACGAGCAUUGAUCAGCUUUAUUCUCAUGAUGUUCCAGAAUCUGACCGGUUCGAACGCCAUUAAUUAUUAUGGCAUUACUGGAACCUCAGUUAGUCUCCUGGCAACAGGAAUUUACGGCAUCGUCAAGAUGUGCUCGUGUGCGACCUAUCUAAUCUUCUUUGCCGACUCACUCGGGCGCCGACGAUCUCUUCUGUGGACAGCUAUUGCAAUUGCUUGCGAUAUGAUGUAUAUUGGGCUUUAUGUUCGCAUCUCACCUCCCAAAUCUGGGGUGCCAAUUUCCGGUGCCGGGUAUUUUGCCCUGGUGUGCAUCUACCUGUUUGCGGUGUUUUUCCAGAUGGGAUGGGGGGCUACGCCAUGGAUAUACGUGUCAGAGAUCCCCAGCGCAAGACUGCGAUCAAUGAACGUUUCUAUUGCAGCUUCCUCCCAGUGGCUCUGGAACUUCGUUGUUGCAAGAGCUGUGCCAAACAUGUUGGUAAAUAUGGGAAGUAAUGGAUAUGGAACCUACAUAUUCUUCAGCGUUUGCUGCCUAUGUUCGUUUGUAUUCGUAUGGUUCUUUGUUCCAGACACAAAGGGAAUGUCCCUGGAACAGAUGGACGACUUGUUCGGAGUCACCGAUCUCGUACAUCAGAAAGUGGGCGAUGAGCCCAUCAAUGCCAACGAUGGAGACAUAAAAAGCAUUCACGGAGCUGAGAUACUAGUUGAGAAUGCUGUACUAUGA